Molecule: messenger RNA, 2659 nt
Organism: Styela clava
Lineage: Eukaryota; Metazoa; Chordata; Ascidiacea; Stolidobranchia; Styelidae
Source: RefSeq, a predicted model, not a curated record
CCGAAUGCGACGCGGGCCACAGAUAAUGAUGUGGCGGGCCACAUGUGGCCGGCGGGCCUGGGUUUGGACCACCCUGGUCUAAGUAGAAAUUCCAGAAACCCCUUUUUGAAAAUCCCUGGCCACGCCCUGCGUUGAAAUGUUUUAUUUAAACAAAAUCGGAAAUUAUUCUCAGAAUUCAGAAUUGUAAAAUUAACGAUUUACUGUGAAAAUUAGCAAUUUUUUUAUAAAAUUCGUUCGUGUUAGAGAAAGUAAGCAGCCUCAAGUAAUGUUGUCUUAACUUUAGGAAAAUACGCUGUUAAUUAGUCGCAUAAGAUUUGUUUAGGUUAUUAAGCUGGCCUGUAAAUAUCUCAAUUUUUUUAUUCUCUCAAAUAUAAUUAAUAGCUUGUAAAUUGAAUACCUUAACCAAAUGAGAAUGUCACAAGCAGAUAAAGAGCGAUUUGCUCGUGAAAAUCAUUCAGAGAUCGAACGCAGACGCAGAAACAAAAUGACAGCAUACAUCACUGAACUUUCGGACAUGGUACCGAGUUGUAGCGCACUCGCACGAAAACCAGACAAACUGACAAUAUUGCGAAUGGCUGUGUCGCAUAUGAAGCAGUUACGUGGACUUGGAGGAAACGGAUUAGACAAACCAGCUUUUCUCACAGAUCAAGAAUUGAAGCAUUUAGUGUUAGAGUCAGCUGAUGGAUUUCUUUUCGUAGUAUCGUGCGAAACUGGACAAGUUACAUUCGUUUCUGAUACUGUUACUCCAGUGUUAAAUCAAGCGCAUUCUGAUUGGAUGAAUCAUCGUAUUUAUGACCUAAUUCAUCCACAAGAUGUCGCUAAAGUACAAGAACAAAUGAUGAUCGAAGACUCGUCAAACGCUGGACGGAUGUUGGAUCUCAAAACAGGAGCUAUCAAGAAAGAAUCCAUGCUUUCAAGCGAAGGAACACGUCGUGCGUUUAUAUGUCGCAUGCGAUGCGGAAAACUUCAAGUUAGCGCUUCAGAACCGAGAUAUCGCUUAGCUGAAGGUCAUAUAAUGGAAGGUGAAAAUAUUUAUGCUCUGACGCACGUCACAGGCUAUAUCAAACCAUGGCCACCUAGUGGUUACAAUGGCGAUGAAUUACAAGCAGGGAUAAUGGACGAGCUGACCGCACAAAGUCAAUUGAAUGGUGAAUACUGUUUAGUUGGUAUCGCAAGACUUCAAAUUCCAAGCAAUUCUGUGAUUGGGAGUCUAGCGCCACCUAAUGAUAUAACCGAAUUCGUUUCAAGGCACAAUUUUGAUAACGUUUUUACAUAUAUUGACGCAAGAGUUUCGAAUAUUCUGGGAUAUCAACCGAGAGACCUAAUCGGAAAACGUCCUGUCGAUUUCUGCCACCCAGAUGACACAGAAAAAAUUGCAGAGAGUUUCAAACAAGUGAUGCAACUGAAAGGACAAAUGUUUUCCACAAUUUGUAGAUUCCAAGCGCACAACGCGGAAUAUAUCUGGCUUCGAUUGAGCUCUUAUGCUUUUCAAAACCCGUAUAAUAAUGAGGUUGAAUAUAUCGUGAGCAACUACUCUCUCGUCAAACAAAAUCAAAAUAAUCACAGGUCCGUUGAGGAACAGCUGUCAUCACACUCAAGAGCAGAGCAAAGUUACAUCAUAGGUUCAAAUCCAAGCCAGUCUCCAGAUAUCCAAUCCCCUACCGCGACGCUAAAUUACCCCCCGCAAAACGUAUCCUACGCUGCACCCCAGAGUUCUCACUACUCUACGACCCCGACUGGAACUCUAGCCCCAGGUUGGAAUCCUGUCGACCCAUCUAGCUCUGAUUACCCCCAUGCUUUAUUGGAUCGCUACCAAGGUGUUAUCGCAACGCAACAUUCUCACGCAGAUAUUCCUGCGUCAAAUCUGUCUUAUGCUGGAUUUUCUUCCGAUGGAAGGCAAGGGGAAUACCCCUCUCAAGAGACUAUGAUGUCAAUGCUAGAACAUGGGGUUAACAAUCACCCCCACGCUGAAUUUACAGAGCUUUUCACCCCCUUUUCUGCAUCUUAAUUGUAAAAUAAGUUUUCUGGCGUAUUUGAGAGAGGAAAGCUGAUAAGACUAUCUAAUACAGGCGUUCUUGAUUUUUUUUUUAUCUUUUACCCCUUCGGCAUUCAAAAAGUAAAAUUUAUCCCUUCAAUUGAGUGAACCAGUGUUUCCCAACCUAUGUGUCGCGUCUCGAAUCUGGGUCGCCUGAAGCAAUGGUCGGCAACCUUUUUUCGGCGACGAUCCGGUAAAGCCUGACGAAAGUUUUGUCGGACCACCUUGUACAGACAGAAUAAGCUUAUGUAAUAAAUUAUAUGUGUUAGGAUAAAUAGGUUGAUAUUAAAUUCAAAGAAUAAAGGUGAUGUUAUUCAAGUAAUGUGUUUUCUCACGUUCAGCCUACUGCGAUUUUGUAGUUGUCAACACAUAGAUGUAAACAUGUCUGUAAAGCUUUUUCGCAAUGUCGGGGUAUUCAGGUAGUAGUAUUGCCCAAAAGACUGUCGGAGUACCCUAUGAAUCGCAAAGACUCUUUUCAACUAAUUAUUGUUUGAGUUGUUAAUCAACUAAACAUGUUAUUAGGAUAUUGUCCGUCUUUUGUGCCAUGUUUCUGCGGACCGGUAGUAACCUUUCCGCGGACCGGCGAUGGGCCGCGGCCCGGUGGUUGCCGACCACUGGCCUAAA